Messenger RNA from Cajanus cajan (pigeon pea), 1328 nucleotides. Its product is annotated as 26S proteasome non-ATPase regulatory subunit 14 homolog. Gene Ontology annotation, molecular function: protein binding; metallopeptidase activity. NCBI's taxonomy places the organism in Eukaryota, Viridiplantae, Streptophyta, Magnoliopsida, Fabales, Fabaceae. The record is from RefSeq and is a predicted model, not a curated record.
UAAUUUAGUUUUUUGUUAGACAGAACAGAAGUAUUGAAGUAGAGCUAUUUGAGUAACAUUCAUCUUGUUCCUCUGUUGGUGGCUUCAGGUUCAGGUUCCGCUUCAAGUUCAAAUUCUCAGUGAAACCAAUUCAGUUCAGUUAAAAUUUCAAAUCCGAAGCGAGAUUCGCCAUGGAGAGGCUUCAGCGAAUGUUUGCAGGUGCAGGGGGAGCGCUAGGGCACCCUCCCCCAGAUUCCCCAACUCUCGAUUCCUCUGAGCAGGUCUACAUCUCCUCACUCGCGCUCCUCAAGAUGCUCAAGCACGGAAGGGCCGGGGUUCCCAUGGAGGUGAUGGGUUUGAUGCUGGGAGAGUUCGUGGACGAGUACACCGUCCGUGUGGUUGAUGUCUUCGCAAUGCCCCAGAGUGGCACUGGUGUUAGUGUUGAAGCUGUUGAUCAUGUCUUCCAGACUAAUAUGCUUGACAUGCUCAAACAGACUGGACGACCUGAGAUGGUUGUUGGCUGGUACCAUUCACAUCCUGGAUUUGGCUGUUGGCUCUCUGGUGUUGACAUCAAUACCCAGCAGAGUUUUGAGGCUUUGAAUCAGCGUGCAGUGGCUGUGGUUGUUGAUCCAAUACAAAGUGUUAAAGGCAAAGUGGUGAUCGAUGCUUUUCGGCUGAUCAAUCCACAAACUAUGAUGCUUGGUCAAGAACCAAGGCAGACAACAUCCAAUCUAGGACAUCUGAAUAAACCAUCCAUUCAAGCUUUGAUUCAUGGGUUGAACCGGCAUUACUAUUUCAUAGCCAUUAAUUACAGGAAGAAUGAACUUGAGGAAAAGAUGUUACUUAAUCUUCACAAGAAGAAAUGGACUGAUGGUUUGACACUUCGACGGUUUGAUACACAUUCCAAAACUAAUGAACAAACUGUACAGGAAAUGCUGAACUUAGCUAUCAAAUAUAACAAGGCUGUUCAAGAGGAAGAUGAGCUGCCUCCAGAAAAGCUUGCUAUAGCAAAUGUGGGAAGACAGGAUGCGAAGAAGCAUCUUGAAGAGCACGUCUCAAAUUUGAUGUCUUCCAACAUCGUUCAAACUCUGGGAAUGAUGCUUGAUACUGUUGUCUUCUAGAGUCGUUAUUCAGGACCUUCUGGUUUCUCUAGCGUGGUAAAGAGACAAAUUGAGUUAUUACAAUUCCUGUUUUCUAAUUCUUUUGAAACUAUAUUUGAGGACGGAUAUAUUCUUUGGACGAGCUGAAAAGGUCAAGAAAGUAAAACUCAGAGCAUAGUAGUUUGGUUGGUGUCUCCCCCAUUAUUACUAUUACUGGGUAUCUUUAUUGUUAUUGCUGGAUGUUAUCUU